This is a messenger RNA of Dalotia coriaria, 611 nucleotides long. RefSeq lists its product as uncharacterized. Lineage: Eukaryota; Metazoa; Arthropoda; Insecta; Coleoptera; Staphylinidae. The coding region runs from base 25 to 450 and encodes 141 amino acids. The transcript has 2 exons. The record is from RefSeq and is a predicted model, not a curated record.
UGCAACUACCUUUGAAACAACAACAUGCAUUUUAAUAUAUUCCUUGGUUUGUCUUUGCUGUCGACUUCAUGGGCGAUUCUAGUCAAAGAUGGAAUCAAAGAAAAACGAGGAUUGGAUCUUGGAAUUCACGAUUUUAGUAGUCAUCAUCUAGGACUAGGGGAACACCAUCAACCGAUUAAAACCAUCACCAUUACCAAAGAAGUACCCUAUCCGGUACCACAUCCAAUACCAUACCCAGUCUACACUAAAGUACCUUAUACAGUGAAGGUACCCGUUCAUUACGAGGUACCCAAACCUUACACCGUACACGUUCCUAAACCUUAUACCGUUACCGUUGAGAAACCCUAUCCAGUCACUAUACACAAACCAGUUCCGUAUACAGUGAAGGUACCCAUCAAGGUACCCGUUCCGGUACCUCACCCGGUGCCUGUUGAAAACCUUACCCUGUAACCAUUCCCAAACCUUAUCCAGUCAAAAUUCCGUAUCCGGUUUAUGUGGAGAAACCAUACCAUGUUCCGAUUGGACACCAUCAUGCUCCAGAGAUUCAUAUUGAUGAUCAUAGUGUGCAUUCGUUUGGACAUCAUUAAAAUUUGACUCAACUGUAUAAUUUG